AUGGCCGCUAGCGUGGUUGGUGCAAGGAGCACGGCUGGAAGCAUGCUGUCCAUGACCGCCAUGGCGGCGGCGGCACGCGAGGGCGAGGGCUCGACCAGCACCGGAGGCCGCGGCCCGUUGAUCACGCAGCGCCCUCGAGACGAGCCAGGCUCCUCGAUGCUCUGUUCCCGCCACAACAGAGCAUGGCUCGGCACCUUCAAGUCGGAGCCUGCAGCGGCCGCGUCCUACGACAGCGCGGACGUCAAGCUGCACGGUGGUGACUCGCGCCGCAACCUCCCGUGGAAUGAAGUCACGGUUCGCGAACCCCGGUUCCAGGAGCAGUUCUCCACCGAAGCGGUCCUCAAGAUGAUUAAGAGUGAGCCUUACGAGUCGAGGUUCGCUGAGUACCUGCAGCUCAUGCAGUCGCCACAGGCCUCCGUGGCGGCCCCUCUCAGGGGCUUCCUUGGCAGUGGCGGCGGCGGCGGCAUAUUCUGCGAAAUGUUGUUCACCAAGGAGCUGGCGCCGAGCGACGUGAGGGAAGAUGAAUAG
Messenger RNA from Phoenix dactylifera (date palm), 528 nucleotides. The record is from RefSeq and is a predicted model, not a curated record. Lineage: Eukaryota; Viridiplantae; Streptophyta; Magnoliopsida; Arecales; Arecaceae.